Molecule: messenger RNA, 1128 nt
Organism: Durusdinium trenchii
Lineage: Eukaryota; Dinophyceae; Suessiales; Symbiodiniaceae
Source: the annotation of a GenBank genome assembly
AUGAACGUCCUCAUCUCCUUGGGAACUGCCUUGUGCUUCGCCUAUUCCUUCAUGGUCACCUUCUGUAUGAUCAUUGCCUCCCACGUGGCCGGCAUCGAAUGCAAGGCGCCGCCCCCAUCCUACUUCGAGACGCCUUGCUUCGUGAUCACCACCAUCCUCGUGGGCAAGCACCUGGAGGCCUGGGCGCGCAGCGGCGCGUCGGAGUCGCUGCAGCAGCUCCUGGCGCUGCGGCCGCGCUGCGCGCACGUCCUGUCCGCACCCAACGGGACGGUGGAAGACAUGCCAGCACAGCUGUUGGAAAUCGGCGACCACCUCCAGAUCUUUCCGGGCGAAACCGCUCCAACUGAUGGGAUCAUGACAUCGGACUGUGGCUAUGCCGAGUUCGACGAGUCCCUCCUGACUGGCGAGUCUCGGCCGGUUCGGAAGAAGAAGGGUGAUGCCAUCAUUGGAGGCUCCAAAUGCUCCUCAGCUGGGUUUGAAGGUCUCAUGGAGAAGCUGGGCAGUGGGACGAUGCUGAGCCAAAUCAUGACGCUGGUGGAGACCGCACAGCUCACCCGUGCGCCCGUGCAACGGGUCGCGGAUGCCGUCGCCCAAUGCUUCGUGCCCACCAUCGUGGCCUUGAGCCUAAUGACCUGGAUGGCCUGGUUCCUGCUGGUCUAUACCUUUAAUGUGAUCCCCUUGACCGCCAUCCUGCAGGGGCGUACGAGCUCCUGGCCGCAGCUCGACAAGGCCUUCUUCGUCCUGGAGCACGGCCUCAACGUGCUCCUCAUCGCGUGUCCCUGCGCCCUCGGCCUGGCGACGCCCACCGCCGUCAUGGCCGCCACCGGGGUGGCGGCGCGCUGCGGCAUUUUGGCCAGGGAGCCCGAGAGGGGCGACGCUGGGGGAGUGAACUGUGAUGAGGUCCGCAGUGGCGCUGAACCCUUGGAGCUGGGGUCCAAAGUCAAGGCGGUGGUCUUGGACAAGACGGGGACUCUCACCUUGGGCCGCCCCAGCGUGGCAGCUUGGAAAGCUCGGGUGUGUGGCAUGGUGUGCGGGUUGUUUGUUGUGUUGGCGAAAGUUAUCAGGGGGUUGAUUCUGUUCUCGUUCUGUUUGUUGAUUCUUUCUCUUUUCCUGGAAGAGGGCCAGUGA